Molecule: messenger RNA, 1695 nt
Organism: Debaryomyces fabryi
Lineage: Eukaryota; Fungi; Ascomycota; Pichiomycetes; Serinales; Debaryomycetaceae
Exons: 1
Coding region: 1-1695 (564 amino acids)
Biological process (GO): peroxisome organization
Cellular component (GO): peroxisomal membrane
Source: RefSeq, a predicted model, not a curated record
AUGUCAGGCAAAGUUGGUAAGGAUAACUCCAAGUACCGAGAAAGGGCCUCGACGGUUCUUUCAAAGAUGUAUGAUAAAACAAGUGAUAUUGCUGGAAAUAAUUCAGGCAAGAAUAAAGGAAUUGCGGCAGGGACAGCAGCUUCUCUUAUCAGUUUGGGAAUUGAUCGAAUUAAUCAAGGAAGAACUGUAGACGAAACUGAUGGUUUACCAUACUCUGAAGAUGAAUUGAACCAAUUGAAAGAAUUGGAAUCGGAAAUGGACGACAGCAAGUCUUCUCAUUUUGUCGAUAGAUUCAUGGAGAAGCUAUUGAAACAUGCCAUUCCAACGGAGGGACCGGAGAAAGAGAUGCUUGAAAAGAGAAUGUCAGAUCCUGAAAGACUCAAGAAGCCCAAUCUAUCAAUUAGGAUACUUUCAUCUAAUUUCAAGAGGUUGAGUUCAAAGAUGAGUUCAUUUUUUGUAUUGCAAUACGGCGUAAUACACAUUAUCACUUGGAGAAAGCCUACUAAGACUUUAUCAUUUUUGGUAUUGUAUACCUCAAUUUGCUUAUGGCCACAUCUCAUAUUGGCUUAUCCUAUGAUUUUCCUUAUAUUUGGGGUAAUGCUACCAGCGUAUAUCCAUAGACAUCCCAUGAAAACACCAGAAUUGAUAAAGGUUAAAAAAAGAGGGCAAUCUAUACUUGAUUUUUUCAACCAGUCAAAUGACACUAGUGUUAUUGAAGAUUUAAUUGGCAAUAACUAUGAUCAUGAGUCUGGCUCAGAGUCUGAUUCUCUCCAACCUGUUAGUUCAAAAUCUUCUGACGUAUCUGGUAUGUUCAGCAAGAAGCCAGUACCAGCCUCAAAACUAAAAGACGGUGAUGUAAACGAAAAUAUUCAAAAGAAGGAUAAAACUCGUCAUGUUAAAUCACAAAUGGCCUUGUUUAUAAACAUGAGAGACUUGCAAAAUUUGACUACAGAUGUUCUUAAUGGGAUUAAUGCUGCAGAGAAGUUUUGGUACGAGACUGCCGGAUUUAAGGAUGAAAGACUUUCAACUUUUAUAUUCUAUGGUGUGAUUGCUGCCACCUCUAUAGUAUUGGUAUUUGGACGUUUUAUUCCUUGGAGACUAAUUUUUAUUCAAUCGGGGUGGGCAGGACUUGUUAUUUGUCAUCCAAAUAGUAAGAAAUAUAUCAUGAGUAUUAAGAAGUCAAAGCUAUCAAAAGAGGCAAGACAGAAAAAAGAAUCCAAGAAAAUUGAAAAGAAUGAUGGGAGAUUUGAAAGACAUGAUAUUAUUAUUGAUGAUUCUGCAGAGGUAAGGAUCGUAGAAGUGUACGAAUUGCAGAACAAGAACAUGCUGAAUAAUCAAUGGUCUUUUCAUAGAUAUACAAGUAAUAUGUUUGACAUUAAAAACCACGCGAGAGCAGCAGGUAAAAGGCCUCUUGGAGUUGAUGAUUUAUCCAAAGUCUUGCCUCCACCCGAUUGGAAAUUUGAUAUGGGAUAUGCCAAUAAAUGGACGAUUGACACUGAGCCUAAAAAGUUUUUCAGGGAAAGAAAUAUCAACAAUCCUUACUUACAAAUCCCUGAGGAUGAAAAAGAAGGUUGGAUAUAUGAUAAAUUAGAUGGGGUGGACAACCUGGAUUCGACUUAUGAAUUCCGAAGAAGAAGGUUAUCUAGAGAAUGUUACAGGUAUUCGAGACCCCCUAUAAUUCCAAAGAGUACAUAA